AUGGCGGGGUUGGCUUAUAUUCCUCUUAUCAUCGGCGCCGGAUUGGCAUGGCCGGUCUUUUUCUUGUACAGCAGUUGGUACCAUACCUCGAGACAGAAUGGGAAGCAAUGGGCCCAGUCUGAGGCUAAUCGCCGUCUACCCACCGCCUGCGUUGCAUCUCCUUGCAUGGUAAUCGGCAUGUUCUGGUUGGGAUGGAUCUCUCGAGCGGGAAACUCGCCUAUUUUCGCUUCUGUCGGUGGUGUUUUCAUCGGAUUCGCAUUUCAAAUGAUAUUUAUGAGUAUGUUAAACUACAUAACUGAUAUAUUCCGUGAGGGUUCCGCGUCUGCGCAUGCCGCAGCCGCCUGCCUUCGGUCAAUAUGUGCAAUCCUCGUUCCUCUUGGAGCGCCUUCGAUGUACCAGAACCUCGGGGUUCCUUGGGCAUCGUCGUUAUUAGGGUUUCUAUCCUUAUUAGUAGGGAUAAUUCCGUUUGUUCUCUUAAUCUUUGGGCAUAGAGUUCCUUCUCGUCAAAGAGAUGCUGGUGUUAGCACAUAA
Clonostachys solani is the source of this 531-nucleotide messenger RNA. NCBI's taxonomy places the organism in Eukaryota, Fungi, Ascomycota, Sordariomycetes, Hypocreales, Bionectriaceae. The record is from the annotation of a GenBank genome assembly.